UGCACGCGCACGAGCAGCGAAGAAAAGCUCCGAACAUGCACGCCGAUAACCAUCAAAUGACACCAAACACGUGCUGUCAUAUUUAGCUGGUCCGGAUCCAAAAUUAAUUCCGAGCUUAAGCUUUGUCGCGCACUGCAGUGACUUGUUAACAAGCGCAGUUUACAGCCUGUUUGUGCUUGCAUCCUGCAGUCAAUUGCCGGGGACGCACGUUGUAAAAUGAGGUUGGGAAACAUCAUUGUAUUCGUCGCUCUCUGCUCUUUUACCGCUUAUUAUAUUUAUGAGCCCAUUCCCGAGGAGAUAGAAGAGAGAUGGAAACUCAUGCUGACCAACUCUUUCUUCAGAGGUCUCAGCCACCUGGCAGACUUCAGUGAAUUAGUAGGGCUGACAGACUACAUGGGUGUAAUGUACUUCAUUACUUUGGCUGAAAAGGUAGUGCCUGUCUCUGAUGAGAAUGUCAAGGUGACAGAGGAGAAGUUUGAUGGAGUGGAGGUGGUGGUGUACCAGCCAAAGCAGCGAGGUGGUGACACAGAGCUCAGGAGAGCUGUCAUAUACCUGCACGGUGGAGGAUGGUGUCUGGGGAGUUCCCGGAUGGGUCCAUAUGAUCUACUGGCCAGAAAAAUGGUCACUGAUCUAAAUGCAGUGGUUCUUUCUGUAGAGUACCGCCUUGCCCCUGCUCACCAUUUUCCUGUCCCAUAUGAGGAUGUGUAUUCUGUGGUCAAACACUUCCUCCAGAAGGGGGUGCUGGACCAGUACUCUGUGGACCCAGGACGCAUUGCUGUGUCUGGGGACAGUGCUGGGGGAAACCUAGCAGCUGCAGUCUCCCAGCAGUUACAGAAAGACCCUGGACAACAGGUUCAAUUUAAGGCCCAAGCACUCCUCUAUCCAGUGCUGCAGGCCCUAGACCUCAACACACCCUCCUAUCAGCAAAAUCAGGACAUGCCCAUUUUACCCCGCACCCUCAUGGUACGCUUCUGGAGUGAGUACUUCACCAGUGACAAGGCCCUUUUCAGAGCCAUGAUGGCCAACACACACAACAACCCUGAGUCUUCCAGCCUUUUGAAGUUUGUGAACUGGAGCGCCUUCUUGCCAGAAACAUACCAUAGAAAAUACAAUUAUAGUGCUCCUGCUGUGGUGCAGGGCGUUGCAGGGCAGGCAGUUGGGAUUGAUGGACCAGCUCAAUCUUUUGCUGACCCAAGGGCAUCACCCCUGCUGGUUCCAGAUACGGCCUUACGCUCUCUGCCCAAGGCCUACAUUCUAACAUGUGAGUAUGACGUUCUCAGAGAUGAUGGGAUCAUGUAUGUCACGCGACUCCGUGCGGCUGGUGUUGAGGUCACGCACGAACACUAUGACACAGGAUUUCAUGGAGCACUGAUGUUCACCGUGUGGCCAACUGACUUCCUGAUUGGACGCCGUAUGACACACAACUAUGUGGAAUGGCUCAAGGAAAACUUGUAAAAAAAACAAACAAACAAAAAAACUCUUGACUUUCUGUAUUCAUUCCAUUUUUUCCCACACAAUGCACCAGUGUUUGCUUAGAAGCAAAUCUUUCCAAUUCUUUUUGUUGUUUAUUUCAUUUUCUUUGGUCAUGCAUCUUUUCUGUAAAUAUAUUAAGAAAUAUAUUAACUUAUACUAUUUUUCCACUCCACAUUAGGUUCUAAUCGUCAAUAACAAUUUGAAAGAUUAGUUCAGAUCUUUUCACAUAAGGUUGUGUGAGACAGCGUAACACAUGUGACACCAUUGCUCAAGUACUACAUAGUGUUUAUUCUCCAACAAACAGAACACUGAGAGGUCUGAGGGGAAAAUUAAACUCUGGAAUUUCUCAAAGGUUAUGUUUUGGAUGGCUAAACAUUUUUGGGGUUUUUUGUGCAUUGUUUUUUGGUUGUGUAUUUGUAUUCUUUUGAGCUGUCUAGCUGGUCCUGUGUGGUGCUGCUCACUCUUGUUUUCCACUACAGGAGCUGCUACUACUCUAUCCAUCGCAUAUCAUAGUUGGUAAAGCAUACCAAUAAAUAGUAUGAAGUAUCCCUUUAGGGGUUUUAAGAAUCUAGUGUAUGUCUUAGCAUAGCAGAAAACAUUUUCACAGCAGAACAAAAUGAUAUCCAGUUUGGCCAAAGAUAACAUUUAUCACUGAGUGCAGCUGAUACUGAAACCUAAGAUUGUUUGAGUAUAUUACUAAACUAAAACACACAUGUUCUAGAGAUUGUAUCAAAGCUUGGUCAGUAGUAUUGUAUUAGAUACAGCAAUGCUGUUUUUUACAAGGAAAGAACUAGCCUUUAAUUGUGCAAUAACACAGACACACAGGCAUACAGCAAGAUGAUUGAAUUUGCUGAUAAGAUAAAUUAUUUUAAUUGCGGAUUGUAUAUUCAUCGCCACAUGUUCUUGUAUCCAGACUCAUUUCCACAUACUUUCAGAGAUAUAACAACAAAUGUAUUACAAAUCUUACUUGCUUUGUAAUGGCUGCACAUCAAGGCUUCCUGGGGCAACUUGUAUAAAUGAU
Scomber japonicus (chub mackerel) is the source of this 2494-nucleotide messenger RNA. RefSeq names its product arylacetamide deacetylase (gene aadac). Gene Ontology annotation, molecular function: carboxylic ester hydrolase activity. Gene Ontology annotation, cellular component: membrane. The coding region runs from base 217 to 1455 and encodes 412 amino acids. Lineage: Eukaryota; Metazoa; Chordata; Actinopteri; Scombriformes; Scombridae. The record is from RefSeq and is a predicted model, not a curated record. The transcript is spliced from 5 exons.